CGUUGGAAGCAGCCAAUGGGCGCUCUGGAGGCGGGGCCUCCCGCUGUGGGAGCGGCGGCGGGAACCUUCCCUCAGUCCCGGAGGCGGGCCGGGCUCUGGAUUCAUGGAGGGAGCCGAGGGGCCGAGUACAGAACUUGCCAAGGCCAUCAAACCUAUUGAUCGGAAGUCAGUCCAUCAGAUUUGUUCCGGCCAGGUGGUACUGAGUCUCAGCACCGCUGUGAAGGAGUUGGUCGAAAACAGUGUGGAUGCCGGUGCCACUAAUAUUGAUCUAAGGCUUAAAGACUAUGGGGUGGACCUCAUUGAAGUUUCAGACAAUGGAUGCGGGGUAGAAGAAGAAAACUUUGAAGGUUUAACUCUGAAACAUCAUACUUCUAAGAUUCAAGAGUUUGCUGACCUAACCCAGGUGGAAACUUUCGGCUUCCGGGGGGAAGCUCUGAGCUCACUUUGUGCCCUGAGCGAUGUCACUAUUUCUACCUGCCACGCGUCUGCAAAGGUGGGAACUCGACUGGUGUUUGAUCACAAUGGGAGAAUUGUCCAGAAAACCCUCUACCCACGGCCCAGAGGGACGACGGUCAGUGUCCAGCAGUUGUUUUAUACGCUUCCUGUGCGCCAUAAGGAGUUUCAGAGGAAUAUUAAAAAGGAGUAUGCCAAAAUGAUCCAGGUCUUACAUGCCUACUGUAUCAUUUCAGCAGGCGUCCGUGUAAGUUGCACCAAUCAGGUUGGACAAGGAAAGCGACAGCCUGUGGUGUGCACAAGUGGAAGCACCAGCAUCAAGGAAAAUAUUGGAUCAGUGUUUGGGCAGAAGCAGUUGCAAAGCCUCAUUCCUUUUGUGCAGCUGCCCCCUAGUGACUCCGUCUGUGAAGAGUACGGGCUGAGCUGUUCUGACGCUCUGCAUAAUCUGUUUUGCAUCUCAGGUUUCAUUUCUCGCUGUGCUCAUGGUGUUGGAAGGAGUUCGACAGACAGACAAUUUUUCUUUAUCAAUCGACGGCCUUGUGACCCAGCAAAGGUUUCCAGACUCGUGAAUGAGGUCUAUCACAUGUAUAAUCGACAUCAGUAUCCAUUUGUUGUUCUUAACGUUUCUGUUGAUUCAGAAUGUGUUGAUAUCAAUGUUACUCCAGAUAAAAGGCAAAUUCUACUCCAAGAGGAGAAGCUUUUGUUGGCAGUUUUAAAGACGUCUUUGAUAGGAAUGUUUGAUAGUGAGGUCAACAAACUUAAUGUCAAUCAGCAGCCGCUGCUGGAUACUGAAGGGAACCUAAUAAAAAUACACUCAGCAGAGGUGGAACAACCUUUGCCAGAAAAGCAGGAUCGUCCCGCAUUGUCCAGGACUCGAGGGGAGGAGAAGCGGGCGGUGACCAUUUGCAGACUGAGAGAGGCCUUUUCCCUUCAUCACGUGACAGGGAGCAAGUCUCAGGGCCGGAAGGCUGCUGAGCCCAGACGGAUUUCUCCAAGACAGAAAAGAAGCGCACAGUUUCGUAGCACUUCCGACUCCCUCUGCCCCCAGAAGCCCGUCUCUGCCACAGGCUCGUCCAGCCCCCGGGAAGAGGUGACGAGCUCAGAGGAGGAUGCCUGUGACCGCACGGACAAAGUGGAGAAGGACUCAGGGCACAGCAGCACUUCAGCCGGCUCAGGGGAAGCGUCCAGCACCCCAGAAACGGGCCGCCACUCCAGCAGUGACCGCACAGCAAGCUCCCCUGAAGACAGGUUUUCACAAGAAAAUGUGGAGUCUUGUCAGAAGUUACCUGAAACUGGCCAUCGUUUUUCAGACACAGAACGCCAUUUAGGCCAUGAAGAUAGUGGAUCUAAAUUUAGAGUUUUGCCUCAGCCAACUAAUCUCACAGCCUCAAACACAAAGCGUUUGAAAAAAGAAGAAAUUCCUUUAAAUUCUGACAUCCUUCCAGAGUUGGUUAACACUCAGAGCCCGUCAGUUUCUCAAGUUGAUGUAGCUGUUACAAUUAACAAGAAAAUAGUGCCCCUUGACUUUUCUAUGAGUUCUUUAGCUAAACAAAUAAAGCGGUUACAUCACCAAGAACAAAAAAGAGCAGGUGAACAGAAUUAUAGGAGGUUUAGGGCAAAGAUUUGCCCUGGAGAAAAUCAAGCAGCAGAAGAUGAACUAAGAAAAGAGAUAAGUAAGACGAUGUUUGCAGAAAUGGAAAUCAUUGGCCAGUUUAACUUGGGAUUUAUAAUAACCAAACUGGAUGCCGACAUCUUCAUAGUGGACCAGCACGCCACGGAUGAGAAAUACAACUUCGAGAUGCUCCAGCAGCACACUGUGCUCCAGGGUCAGAGGCUCAUAGCACCGCAGACUCUCAACUUAACUGCCGUCAAUGAAGCUGUUCUGAUAGAAAACCUGGAAAUAUUCCGAAAGAAUGGCUUUGAUUUUGUUAUCGAUGAAGGCGCUCCAGUCACUGAAAGGGCUAAAUUGAUUUCCUUGCCGACCAGUAAAAACUGGACCUUUGGCCCUCAGGACAUAGAUGAACUGAUCUUCAUGCUGAGCGACAGCCCUGGGGUGAUGUGCCGGCCUUCCCGAGUCAGGCAGAUGUUUGCCUCCAGAGCCUGUCGAAAGUCUAGGGGAGAGCCAGGAAGAGGAGCCGCGUGCUCUGGCAUACCUUUAAAAGGAAUCUUUGGGUGUUUUGCGGAGAACGGCUUGAAGGGCUCAAGGGGGAACCGCUGCAGUUGCCGAGAGGGCGGUCGUGUUGGAGCUGAGACUGGUGGAUCCUGGACAGGUGUGGUCGGGUCUCUAGAAAGGUGUGCUGCCCUGGAGGAGCCAUGGAGGUCCGGGUCUCACAAAAAGUGGAGGGCUGGGCUCUUUGAAGGUGAUGAUCGGAACCGCGCUCAACGCGAGCGAGAUGAGGAAGCUCAUCACCCACAUGGGCGAGAUGGACCACCCCUGGAACUGCCCCCACGGAAGGCCCACCAUGCGGCAUAUCGCCAACCUGGACGUCAUUUCUCCAAACUGAUGGCAUUCCUCAGUUUUUAGGACUCUAGAUUUUAUCGCAGCUUUUUCUGUUUUGAAAGACAGGGUUUUAACUAGCCAUUUUUGUUUGUUUGUUUCAAAAUUAACCUGCUCCUUAAACAAAGUACUAGAUCCAUUUAGAAAUGACCUAGAGAUCCUUUUUAAAUCAUGUGGAGCGUUGCUUGCACAUUUUUUGUUCUGCAUUUGAAUGUGUGUGUGCGUGUGCGCGUGUGUGCAGGCGAGAGCAUGUUGUACAAAAAUGGGAAGAGCACUUGCGGAGUGACCCAGGCCUCUGCUCUGGCCAGACGUGCUUUAGGCUCCAACUCUCAGCCUUUAAUGAUGACAAAAUUCAUAAUGGUUUCGUUUCAUAAAUGUAAAAUUAUGGCCUUUUGGGAUUAGUGGUUCUCAACCCCGAUGCUCGUGAAAUUUAAAAAAAGGAAUAAUCCAGAAAACCCAAGGGGGGAUUCUCUGCCCAGCUGGAAGAAAACCGGGUGGGGCUGAGGUCACUAUUUUUAGAUGUUCCCUGGCGCAGUCAGGGUGGCAAAGCACUGUUGUAGGCAAGGAAAAAUAAAAGACUUUGAGUUUCCUGUAACCUUAA
This is a messenger RNA of Equus quagga, 3551 nucleotides long. RefSeq names its product PMS1 homolog 2, mismatch repair system component (gene PMS2). Gene Ontology annotation, cellular component: MutLalpha complex. Bases 104 to 2977 code for a protein of 957 amino acids. Gene Ontology annotation, biological process: mismatch repair. The record is from RefSeq and is a predicted model, not a curated record. The transcript has 16 exons. Lineage: Eukaryota; Metazoa; Chordata; Mammalia; Perissodactyla; Equidae. Gene Ontology annotation, molecular function: ATP binding; ATP-dependent DNA damage sensor activity; ATP hydrolysis activity.